This is a messenger RNA of Sclerotinia trifoliorum, 1924 nucleotides long. The record is from the annotation of a GenBank genome assembly. NCBI's taxonomy places the organism in Eukaryota, Fungi, Ascomycota, Leotiomycetes, Helotiales, Sclerotiniaceae.
GCUAGCUAUAGAAAGUCACAACGCUCUUUUACAUUUCUUCCAUUCAUGUUAUAGUUACCAGUAUUUAACUGAUAUCAAAAUAUCAAAAUAUCAAAAUCUUCCAAGUCUUCUUUUCAAGUUUAUCUUCAAUAUUACCCUACCUACUCCAACUUGCAGCCUCUCAAUAUCACUCACAUUCAAGGGCUAAGAAAGGAAGUGUCCAGAAUGGAUAUAGAUUAUACCCCCAUAUUCAAAUUGGAAGAGCUCGAAGCCCAUCUUCAGGAGCUGGUUAAAUCUCCAGAUGUUCCAAUCGAUACGAAACUCUUCGAUGCAGUAGAGCUACAGCUGACAGGUGUGUACUUGUUUGUUUUAUAUUCUGACAGAGCUCUGAAUCAAGCCGCCGUGUUACACAAUCUUUGACGGCUUCUAAUCUCCUCUUAGAAUACAACAUUUCUCCGCUGAUCCCUAAGUUACUCCCUACCAUCACUCAGAUCCUCCUUACCACGCAACAAGACCCUACCGCAAUCGCCAGUCUAUCUGUAAAGUUAUUACAGCCAAUCACAUUUCCUCAAGCGCUCAAAUUGGCUUCUGAGGACGCACUAAUUAUCGCACUUCGAUCUCCCAUACCUGCUGCGAAUAUUCUCGCCAUCACAAUCAUUGAAAAGGCUACUAAAAGCUCCACAGAUGUCGCAAGCUUAGCUAGCAUGAGAGGAGUGGUCGAGAAUUACAUCCGAACAUGGCUUAGCAGCCCUCAUGUCGGAGUUGGUGAAAAGGCUACACAAGUACUUGCAAAACUCUUGGAGGUUGACUCUGUCCGAGAGUUAGCACAUAUCACAAGAGGAAUAGGAAACAUCGAUAUUGAUUCCCAGCGACCACCUGGCCAGGGGGCGCUUUGGCGACGAAUAUUUCAGGACGUCGAAAUCUACAAAAUGCUUUUCUCUUUCUGUAGCUUGAAGAAUAGCGGAAAUGGCGACGGUCAAUUGGAUGAGAUGCAAAAGACACUCGCUCAGGCUCGUCUAUUGAGAAUUCUUCCUCGUUUGGCAACUGUCGAUUUUGAUUACUUGACCAGGUCGACAUUAGGCCACAUAGACAGAGAAUACAUACCACAGGAUGACGGAGAACUUGGUUUAUUGUAUUUCGCGGCAACGAAAAUGGUGGAUAAAGAAGACUUGCUUAUGCAUAUGACAUUGACAAUUUUCUCCUUGGAGUUACUGGAAGCACUUAGUACUGUGGACUGGCUCUUCGGCCCUAGGCAGUCUUAUGUUGCUGAAAUGAUGAGAAAAGCCAUGGAGUCAGACGUGGAAUUACGUCAAUCGAUUGAGGGUCUCACUCUAUCGCCAAAUUCAACACCAGAAACGAAAGAACUGAUAACUUCUUUGAAGCUACUCUCCUAAAAGUGGCAGCUAAUCAAGCCAACAGAAUGAUACCAAGGGCACAAUUCAUAGCUUGAACCAUAUGUUUUGCAAAACUCAAUCAGCACGGCCUCUGUUUCUCUCGUGUGUAACCUGUGGUUAAGGGGGCAUCGCUAGAGAAUGAAUGACUGACAACAUAGCAUAAUGGCAAUAUCCUUGAGGUAGUCGAAAAGAGAUGGAAAAAACUCUUGUCACAUGCUGACUGCAGGUUGCAUGGAGGUUUGGCCCCUCGAUGCUACACUCAAAUUGCUACGUUGAGAGCGCUUGGUACUGCUGAUAUCAAUACUCCAAGCAUUAGGUGAUUGGUACAGCAAAGGAAAUGGACAUGUUGCAUGAUAUUACCCGGAUUUCACUUUUCUGCAGUCAUAUCUGAUGAUAGCAAUAUAUUGUUAUUGUAGCAAUCGAGUUUAGUGGUUGUUUGAUGAUCCAUUAACAAGAUACCCAACAAUGUCGAAAAAUUCUUAUAGUUCAAUUUUUAACCAAUCAUUCCAAAUCUUCUAGUGCUAUUUUUUUGUCCAGCAUUUGAUAUUCCC